Staurois parvus is the source of this 747-nucleotide messenger RNA. Lineage: Eukaryota; Metazoa; Chordata; Amphibia; Anura; Ranidae. The record is from the annotation of a GenBank genome assembly.
AUGACAAAGCUGAAGAACCUCCAGCUCCAACAACGCCUAGAGCAGCUUCAAUAUGACGUAGACAAUAUGAAACAAUGGACAAACACAAUUUCUGGAAAUAGGGAUCAUCUAGAGGGCAACUUAACUAACCUUGAACUGGUUGUUUCCCAAAUAGAACAGAGCACAGCAGCCAUUGCCAAAGAUGUAUCUGGAAAACUCGCCACAGUGAAGACAGAUGUCAGGAGAGUAUCUGGCAUGGAGGAUGAUGUUGCCUUAUUGACAAACUCAGUCGGUGAUCUGGAGAAAAAGUUCGAGAAGGUAGAAAAAAACACAGCACAGCUUAUCGGAGAUGCUUUAGCACACAGCAUUGACCGAAUCACUUCACUCAAAGACUCAGUGGCUACAAAUUCCAACAGGAUAGACCUCAUCAAACUGAGAUUAACUGAGCUUAGAGGAAACUUUACUGGCAACUCAGAUAAACUCUCAAGUCUAGAGAGCGAUCGGCUAAAAGUCUUGCAGGCAGUUAACUUUGCCAAUGAGUUAAAGCCUAAGGUGUUCACUCUGAGGAAGGACUUUGCUAGUUUAGAAGCUUUGCUGAAUGACCUAUCGCUAAGAAUUGGCAGAUUGGCAGCUGAUCUGCUGAAUAGGGAGAAAGAUAUAAACAUGCUAAGUGACAAAAUGUACAACUUAACUGUGAUUAAGUCUGAAAUUCUGGCUCUAAAUAAUAAAAUAAGCAAUUUGUCGGCCAUUAAUCAACAUCAUGUGUGA